Patiria miniata (bat star) is the source of this 2412-nucleotide messenger RNA. RefSeq names its product E3 ubiquitin-protein ligase TRIM71-like. Gene Ontology annotation, biological process: positive regulation of DNA-templated transcription. Bases 223 to 2154 code for a protein of 643 amino acids. Gene Ontology annotation, molecular function: ubiquitin-protein transferase activity; protein binding; zinc ion binding. Lineage: Eukaryota; Metazoa; Echinodermata; Asteroidea; Valvatida; Asterinidae. Gene Ontology annotation, cellular component: chromatin; nucleoplasm. The transcript is spliced from 7 exons. The record is from RefSeq and is a predicted model, not a curated record.
UGAAAACGCCCAUUCAUUCCGGUCGCGUCAUUUGAAAAGGGGAUUAUACUCUUGUAUAGAUAUUUGUCCGUUUGUGCAUCAAGGGGAGGGCUAUCGUUGCAGAUAUUGUACUGGGUAGGUGGAAAUACUGAAUUGCUCUGCUUACUUUGAAGUCAAAAUCAGCUUUCCGUGGGACCUUUUACCGGAUUGUCGUGAAAGUCUGAGGAAGACAUUACUGCCAACAUGACUUCCUUGUUCAAGAACGCCGCCAGCACCGUGCUGAACAAGAUCAGCAAGGAGUCGCUGAAAUGCGGCCUGUGCCAGAACUUCUACUUCAAGCCCAAGAUCAUGGACUGCGUCCACACCUUCUGCGAGGACUGCCUGCUCAAGUACCGCAACAUGAAGUACCCCAAGAACACCCGCAUCCCCUGCCCGGUCUGCGGCGAUGAGACGGAGCUUCCCAUCGGCGGCAUUGCUGGACUCAAGUCCAACUUCCAUCUGAGCGGCGUGGUAGAGGAGAUGGUCCUCCAUGACCAGCUCCUGGGCGCCAAGGGGAAGAAGCUGGAGUGUGGCGGCUGCGACGAGAACAAGGAAUCUGUGGCCCGCUGCAUGGAUUGCGACCACUUCCUCUGCCAAGGUUGCGUAGAGGCCCACAAGCGCUUCGCCAUGAUCAAGAACCACGUCAUCGCAUCCCUGGAUGAGCUACGCACGGGCAAGAUUGAGCUGAAGAGCCCCGCCCGCAAGAAGGCCCCCGAGUGUGACAGCCAUCCCGGGGAGAAGAUUCGCUGCUUCUGCGAGACCUGCAGCGAGCUGAUCUGCCUGGAGUGUGCCUUCUUGGGCCACGCUCGUCCCCAGCACGAAUCUGUGAGCAUCAGGGAGGCGGCUAACCGACGCAGGCAGAGCAUGAGGGACUUUUUGCCCAAGACUGAGGAGGUGGUAGCAGAAUUCCAACAGGUUCAGAAGUCCUUGAACACUGUGAAGAAUGAUCUGAAGAUCAACGCCGGCGAUGCAAGGAAGAGUGUCCAGGAGUUGGUGGCUUCCAAGAUUUCUGAGCUGAAACGAAAGGAAAAGAUGCUGCUGGAUGAGAUUGACCACAUUGAGAAGCAGCGGGCCCAGACCAUGCAGCAGAGCGAGCAGCACGUGUCCAGCUUCAUCGGCAAAGCCCGUCACUCCCUGGAGGUUGCCCGCAACGCCAUUGAGACGGCCACUGACCCGGACUUCCUCUCCCUGCACCCCACGGUGGAGAGGGACCUGCAGAAUUUGACCGAGAAGUCACCUCCUCAGGUGCACCAGAAGCUGUCCUUCCUGAAGUUCACCGGCAUGGCAAAAGAGGCCACCGACCAGGUCACCCUGGGUCAGGUGGUCAAGAAGGGCGAGUGGGACCUGCACAUGCAGUUUGGCAAGGAGGGCACCGGGGAAGGGGAGUUCAAGUGGGCCCGUGGCAUCGCCGCCUGCCCGAACGGGGAUAUUGCCGUGGCUGAUCGUAACAACAACCGUGUGGCCGUCUUCUCAGCAGAGGGAAAGCCCAAAAUCAGCAUCCCGGCCUCCAGUGCACGCAAUGUCGCUUCGGACUCCAAGAACCGCCUGGUGGUUAUCGACCGUUCUGGCUUCGGCACCGUGUACAAUGCUGACCGCAAGCAGGUCUUGCAGUUCCCCGUGGCUCCUACUGACACAGGAGUUGUGGUGGAUCCACGCUGUGUGGCCAUUGACAAGGAAGACAGGAUCUACAUUGGUGACUUCACCCGUCAGGUUGUCAGCAUCCACAGCCCCAACGAUGGCAAGGUGGAGCGACUGGUCCAGAUCAGCAUCAAGCCCGAGUUUAUCGCCGUCACCAACAAGAACCUGGUUCUGAUCACCAAUGCUGACGAAGGCCGUGUGAUAGCCGUGGACCCCUUCGGCGUCAAGGGCAACGAGGCCUUUGCCAUCGACACCACCUUCGACGGCGAGAAGAUGAAGCCUGCUGGUGUGGCCGUGGACCACGCCAGCGACGAGAUCUACGUGUCGGGCUACCUUGGCUACAUCAACACCGGCCAGAUCCACCACUUCACCAACCGGGGCAAGCACAUCAAGUGCGUCUCCGACAAGCAAUACAUGCCCCAGGGCAUCGGCUUCAACAACAAGGGCAUGAUGGUCAUGGCCAACUACCACUCGGUCAGGGUCUUCAGCAUGGCUUAGGCUGUGAAGGAUAGAAGGGUCACACAUGCAGUAGAACCCCACUGUAAGAAACUAGGAACACCACUUUACCGGUUAUAUUUAGUCAUUUCCACUUUGCAUAGUUUGGUUGAAAGAGAUGCUGCACUCACAAGCUGUAUGUAGCCACUCGAGUGGGUUCCUUAAAGCUAUAGUCCAUCAUUUGCCGCCAUCCGAAAAGUAACUGGCGUAAUUAUUGUUGAAAAACAUACUUGGUUGAAAGAUGGUAAGUGGACUAAACUC